Molecule: messenger RNA, 672 nt
Organism: Epithele typhae
Lineage: Eukaryota; Fungi; Basidiomycota; Agaricomycetes; Polyporales; Epitheliaceae
Exons: 6
Coding region: 1-672 (223 amino acids)
Molecular function (GO): acyltransferase activity, transferring groups other than amino-acyl groups
Source: RefSeq, a predicted model, not a curated record
AUGGCUGCUCAAGAUGGCCACAACCUCCCGAGUGAUGUGACACCUCUCCUUCAAGAGAAGGUGAAGGUAGUAGUUAUGCGAUAUCGUGACAUUCCAACAGCGCACCGAGCGUAUGAGAGGGCGUUCACCACCGACUCGCUCAUGCCCUACUUUGUUUCAGCAGACACGGCGCCGUUCUACGAGGCCCGCACAGCCCUCAACCAUGCUUUGAGCUGGGGAGGCGCGAUCCACGACGGGCGCAUGCUGACCAUCGAGCGGGGUGCAGCCACGAUGAAAUACUCGUCGCCGGGGAACAACUCCGCUCCAUGGUGGACUAAGAAGGGCCUAGCAGUCCUCAAGCGCUUCGCUGCCCCGGAAGCCAACGAGCGCUGGGGUGAGUUCGGCCUGAAGAUGCAAGAGAUGUUGCAAGAGUCGGGAUUGAGUGAGAAGGUGGCGGACAUGCACGAAAUCCAGGCCCUCUGGUGUGAUCCGUCUGCCCAAGGCAAGGGUUAUGGGACUGCGCUCGCCCGAUAUGUCAUGGCAUUAAGCGAUGUGGACGGUCACGACGUAUGGCUGGUCACGACCGACGCGUGGACAUUCUACGACUAUCUUGGAUUCACCAAGGUUUGCUCUGGCGUGGUGGCGGCAAUAAUCCAACUUGGGACGGCGGGCCUAUUUCUUGUCACAUCGUGA